AUGCCCUCUCCUGCGGCAGGCAGAUCCACAAAUGUCCCCGAGACACCCACAAAGACCGGCAAGAGUCCUGCUUCAUCAUCUACUUCCAAGCUUACUGGUGAAGGCACACCCGGGCGGAAACCACCCAAGCUAGGCACAUCGAGGGCCACGCCAAAGAAACCGACAGGCUCGGGGUCGCCAAGCCUUCCCUCUCAGCCAAAGCCUACCGAGGAGACCCUUAAGGCCGGGGAAGAAAAGCCCGAGGAUGUCGAGGAGGAAGCCCAAGAAGCAAUCAGCAUGAAAGACACUGAAGAGCCUGGCGGCAAAGUUAGUCAACCCGGUGAUGACACUGGUGCCGAAACUAGUGAGCUCUCCGAAGCCAACCCCGAGCCCAUCCCUGAAAACGACGAGGAGGGAGAGGAGGGAGAAGGAGGAGGAGAAACAGUGCGUGGCGGCAGAGAUGCUGCCAAAGAUGAAGGCACUGAAGAAGGCGAUGAAGGAGAAGAGGAGGAGGUCACGGAAGGAGGCGAUGCUGCCGAAGAGGCCGAGGACGAAGCUGAAGGCAAAGGAAAGGGUGCCCUUGGCGGACUCGGAAAGGCUGUCAGUGGUGCUGGCAAGAAAGUUGCAGGCCGUGUUGGUGGUGCCAAAGACACUGCUAAUGGCGCGGCCGGCAAGGUCUCACAAGGUGAUGUGCAGGGCGCUGCAGAAGAUACUACUGGCGGUGUCAAAGACGCAGCUGAAGAGACAGUGGAGGGGCCAGAGGAGACCGCUGGGGAGGCCGCCGAGGAAGCGCCGAAGGGUGCUGGCGACGUGCCUGAUGUCAAAGAGACCACGAAUGGAGUCAAAGGUCACGCCGAGAAGGUGGCAGACGACGUUCAGGAGACCGCAGAAGGUGCUACUGAGGGACUGCCUGUUGACCUGUCCGUCUUGAAGGGUCUCAAGGUCAGCGAGAACGGAGACAUCAAGGACCAGGCCGGCAGUGUGAUCGGUAGACUUGACGAGGGUGAUCCAGCCGAUCUCGAAGGUUAUGAGAUUGGCGAUGAUGGUGAAAUCCUCGAUGAAGACGGUGAUGUCGUCGGUCGUGCAAGUGUCAUCCCGGAAAAAGCUCAAGAGCUCGCCGGCCAGGUUACUGAGGAGGCCGAUGUCGAAGGCAAAGUCAACGGCGUCCAUGAAGCUGCAGAGGGUGCCGGGGAGCAAGCAGAGGAGGCUGUCAACGGUGUCAAGGACACCGUAGAAGAAGCUGUGGAGACAUAUCUUCCUGACCUAAACGUCCUCGACGGUUUGGAAGUCCAAGAGAAUGGAGACCUUCUCGACAAAGAAGGCAACGUCCUCGGCCGAAUCAUCGAAGGCGAUCCCGCAGACUUGGUUGGCAUGACAGUGAAUGCCGACGGUGAAGUUCUCGAUGAGGAUGGCGAUGCGGUAGGCCGCGCGGAGACUCUUCCUCAGCCAGUCAAGCAUGCCGUCGAAGAAGCUGCCGGCGAACUUCCUGGUCUGGAAGCACUUGAAGGUUUGGAGGUACAAGAAGAUGGCGCGAUCAAGGAUCAAUCUGGCAAGAUCUUGGGCAAGAUCACCGAAGGAGAACCGGCCGAUUUAGUCGGAAGAACUCUGAAUGCCGAGGGAGAAGUUCUGGACGAAGACGGAGAUGUCAUAGGCCGUGCAGAAAUCGUUCCUGAAGCUGGCGAAGCCCUGCAAGAAAAGGUCAAUGAUGUCCACGAGGAAGCCAAACCAGAAGCUGUCCAAGAGGCCAUUGGCAAAGUUGAAGAGCUGCAAGACCAAUUGAAGCCCGACCUCACGAUCGUGGAAGGCCGCAAGCUUAACAAGAAAGGCACUAUCCUCGACGACGAGGGCGAAGUGUUGGCCCAGCUUGUGGAAGGCGAUCUAAAGGCUUGCGCCGGCAAAGUGCCUAACGAGGAUGGCGAGAUUGUCGAUAAAAAUGGCAAGGUAAUUGGUCGCGUCGAGGUCGUCCAGGGCGAGGCUGCUGAAGAAGCCAUGAAAGAACUCCACCCCGAGCUAGUUGAAGAACUCCAAGAGGCACAGCAGGCUGCGGAAGAGGCUGAGAAGCAGGCAGAGGAAGCCGGCAAGGCCGCAGACGUUGCAGAAGGUGCUGCCGACACUGCCGAAGGAGCAGCAGGAGAAGCUCAAGAAGCGGCUGAAAAGGCCGCCAAGCCAGAUUUCUCUCAACUCGAGGGUCUCAAGGUCAACAAGAAGGGCGAAGUCGUCAAUGAGGAUGGUGAUCCCAUCGCUAAACUAUCCGAAGGAUAUGACCUUGAUGCGGUCCGUGGCAAGAAGAUCAAUGAAAACGGAGAAAUUCUAGACAAGGAUAGGAACGUGAUUGGAAAGGUUGAAUUCAUCCCUGAAGCUGUCGAAGAGGGUAUUGUCGAGACGGUCGCAGAAGCCGCUGAAGGCGUUCCGGAUACUUCUAUCCUCGAAGGCCUCAAGGUCAACAAGAAGGGUCUGGUGCUCAACGAGGACGGUGACGAGAUUGCGAAACUUGUCGAGGGUGACCUUGCCGCCGUUGCUGGCAAAAAGCUAAACGACAAAGGAGAGGUUUUGGACAAGAAUGGUAAUGUCAUCGGCAAAGUUGAGAUGAUUGUUCAGGAAGCCGACGAGGCAGUCGAAGAGGCAGGCGACGAGAUCGAUGAGGGCUUACCUCCUCUAUCCAUACUCGAAGGCCUCAAGGUCAACAAGUCGGGCAAGAUCAUUGACAGCCACGGCAACAUUGUUGGCCAACUGGUUGAGGGCGACGCCAAGAAAAUCUGGAAGGCCGGUGUCACCUGCGAUGACCAAGGACAAUUCUGGGACAACAAAGGCCAUGUUAUUGGUCGUGCAAAGACUCUGCCUCAGGAGGAUAAGGAGGAAGAAGCAGAGUUUGCAGGUCUUGAAGGCCUCGUUGUUGUGGCUGAUGGUUGGGUCGAAGACGAGAACGGCAACAGAGUCGGCCGCAUCGUUGAAGGUGACGCGAAGAAACUCGUCGGCCGUGCAGUUGACGAAGAUGGUGACGUCAUCGAUAAACGAGGCAACGUUGUCGGCCACGCUGAGAGAUAUGAGGAACCUGAACCGGAGCCAGAGCCAGAAGAGAAAGUCGAUCUCUCCGAAUUGAAGGGCUUGGCAUGUAACAAGCAAGGUAACGUCAUUGGACCUGAUGGCGUCCCCAUCGGUCGCCUGGUUGAAGGAAACCCUAAAGAGCUUGCCGGCCGCAAGAUCGACGAGAACGGCCAGAUCUGGAAUGAUCAAGGUCAGGUCGUCGGACGCUGCGAACUCAUUCCAUUUAAUGAGCGGGAGGCUAAACCUGAAGGACCCUUUGCCGGUCUUGAGGGUCUGAUUGUUGUCAAAGAUGGUUUCGUUGAGGAUCACGAAGGCAACGUUGUCGGCAAGGUGGUUGAGGGAGAUUGGAAGAAACUCCUUGGUCGUGGAGUUGACGAAGAUGGUGAUAUUAUUGACAAAUACGGCAAUGUCAAGGGUCAUGUCGAGCCAUAUGAAGUUCCCGACGAAGAAGUCGUCGAGGAAGACCUCUCUAGCCUCGCUGGCAAGACUGUCAACAAGCAAGGCAAGAUCGUGGACGAACAUGGAACCAUCUUUGGUGAAGUAGCAGAGGGUGAUGUCAAGCGUCUUGUUGGAUGCAAGGCGGACGGGAAAGGGCAAAUCUGGUCCAACGACGGUAGAGUUAUUGGCCGUGCAAGGCUGAUUGCCGGCGGUGAUGAUGGUCGUGCUGAAGGGCCCUUUUCCAAUUUCGAAUCCACAACCAUCGACAAAGACGGCUUGGUCAAGGACGCCAGCGGAGAGAUCAUUGGGCGCGUCACCGAAGGCGAUAUUAAGAAAUUGGUGGGUCGCCACGUGGAUGAUGACGGUGAUAUUGUCGACAAGAACGGUAAUGUCAUUGGCCAUGCUGAACGAUGGGAACCAGAGAAGAAGGAACGAGAAGUCUCACCUAUGUCCGGCCUACGCGUGAACAAGGAGGGUGAAGUUCGCGACCGCAACGGAGAUGUUAUUGGACGAUUGACAGAAGGCAAUUUGCUCGCUUGCAUUGGCAAGGAGGUCAACGACAAUGGCUAUGUUGUGGAUCAAGACGGCAACAAGAUUGGAGAAUGUACAUUGCUUGAGAACAUUCCAGAGCCCGAGGAAGUUGAGGAGGGACCGACGCCCGAGCAAAUGAAAGAGGAAGAGGAGCGUGAAGUCGCCAAGAAGAUCUCCAAUAUCAUCAAUCAGACACUGGAGAAGAUGGAACCUAUAUGCAAGCAGAUCACAGAGCUUGUUGAAAGAGCGGACCGCACGCCCAAGGACGAAUUGGACGAGGAAAAGCUCGUGCAAGAUGUCAAGCCGCUUAUUGAAGAAGGGUCUCGCAUCCUAGGCGAAUGCAAUGGUGCAAUCCGCGGCCUCGAUCCCGACGGCCAUAUCGCCGCCAAUGCGAAAGCAAAGGCAGCUAGCGGCGAGGCUUCGCCAGAAGAAUAUCGCGUCGCUGAAGGACUGAAGGAACUUACCACUCAGGUUGUCAAAACUAUCGACAAUGCCAAGAAGAGAAUUGCGGACAUGCCUCAUGCGAAGAAGAAGCUGAAUCCACUGUGGGCGCUGUUGACCGAGCCCUUGUUCCAGAUCAUUGCCGCCGUCGGUUUGUUGCUGAGUGGCGUGCUCGGGUUGGUGGGCAAGUUGCUUAAUGGCUUAGGCUUGGGCGGCUUGGUGAGUGGUCUUCUUGGAGGUCUGGGCGUUGACAAGCUGCUGGGUGGUCUGGGUCUAGGAAGUCUGGCAGAAGCCAUGGGGCUUGGUAGCGGUAAGAAGAAGAAAUAG
Molecule: messenger RNA, 4761 nt
Organism: Cladophialophora bantiana CBS 173.52
Lineage: Eukaryota; Fungi; Ascomycota; Eurotiomycetes; Chaetothyriales; Herpotrichiellaceae
Exons: 2
Coding region: 1-4761 (1586 amino acids)
Source: RefSeq, a predicted model, not a curated record